UUCGCAAUACUUCCGGCAGAUAGUCUAGAAGAGUUUGUUUAUCAAGACCUGUAAAAAUCUGCCUUCAUCUGUCUUCCCGAACAAGGGACGGGUUCAUUUGUAAUAUUAGGAGAGCUUUAAUCGUUUGUAUGACCAGUCUCGAUAUCGGUCAAUUAGGGUCUGGACCAGAUCCUUUCAGUGAUCAAACAGAAGAUGUUGGUUGUGGGGGUCAAGAUAAUCAUAUUCACAUAAGAAUACAGCAGCGUAACGGACGUAAAACACUCACAACUGUACAGGGAAUUAACCCGGAUUACGAUUUCAAGAAAAUUGUGAAAGCAUGCAAAAAGGAGUUUGCUUGCAAUGGUACAGUGGUAGAGCACCCAGAAUACGGUGAAGUUAUACAGCUACAGGGCGAUCAGAGAAAUCACAUCAGAGAUUUCCUCAAGAAAAUUGGCAUUGCUAAGGAAGGAACUAUCAAGGUCCAUGGUUUCUAGUCGGACCCAAGCAUCCAUUGGAUAUUAUAAUUGAAGAUUUUUAUAACUCGUCAUCACUUAACAAUGAAGUCAACAAUCCAGGAAAACUGUAGUUUAUAGUUGAUCAUUAGUUCCAUUGUUGUAAUGCACAUUGUAUAUAAAUCACUCAGUCACAGAAAGCAUGAAAGUUUGUAAAAAGACUCGAUUAUCUCACAGAAAGGAAUUCCGUCGGAGAAGAAAUUGUUAAAUGUUACUCUUUGGUCAGUCAGUAUAUCUCUGCGAAAAAUUUAUGCAUUGCUGUAACUGUAGAUUGUUGUAAACCUUGGCUCUUAAAUUUGAAGCAAUGUAAUUGAAGAAUGUAUGUUAUCUGAAGUAGGUGGUAUCCUUAGUACAUGAUUUGUAAAAAUGUUUUUUUUUUAACUUAAUAUUUGCUAUUUAACUUAUUUGCUAUCUCUGCACGUAAAUGAUUAUUUAAAAUUCUCACAAGUGACAGUCCUGAGACUGUUACACCAUUUGACUUAAUUUCAAGCAACUGCAAAUAGGUUAUCAUGUCAUUUUAUUGUUUUGUGUGGGAGUAUGGAUUCAAAAAUUUAUUUGAAAACUUUUCGUAUAUAAUCAAAUAGUAAUUCUGAAGUAGUGCAUCAGUGUUGUUGAACAGUUCUAUGCUAGAUUAUGUAAUAAAGUUUCUUUUAUA
Mercenaria mercenaria is the source of this 1146-nucleotide messenger RNA. Its product is annotated as eukaryotic translation initiation factor 1-like. The transcript has 4 exons. Gene Ontology annotation, molecular function: translation initiation factor activity; RNA binding; ribosomal small subunit binding. The record is from RefSeq and is a predicted model, not a curated record. Lineage: Eukaryota; Metazoa; Mollusca; Bivalvia; Venerida; Veneridae. Gene Ontology annotation, cellular component: eukaryotic 43S preinitiation complex. Gene Ontology annotation, biological process: translational initiation. Bases 129 to 473 code for a protein of 114 amino acids.